Molecule: messenger RNA, 1440 nt
Organism: Tetrahymena thermophila SB210
Lineage: Eukaryota; Ciliophora; Oligohymenophorea; Hymenostomatida; Tetrahymenidae
Product: NOL1/NOP2/sun family protein
Exons: 1
Biological process (GO): RNA methylation
Molecular function (GO): methyltransferase activity
Source: RefSeq, a predicted model, not a curated record
AUGGAUCCUUCAUAGAGAACAUCAGAAAAUAGUUUAGUUUAAAAUGAAUAAAAAAAUGAAGAAUAAGACAAAGAACAAAAGAAUAAAAACAUUUUAGAUUUGUUACCUUCUACUUUCACUUAGUUUCUGAAAGAUAAUAACAUUAAUCUAGAAUACUUUUAAGAAAUUGAAAACUUUCCUAGGUACAUUAGAUUAAAACCAGAUAUCAAAGUUUCUAUUGAGGAACUUAAAAAAGAUUUAGGUACAGAUGAUGUUUAGAAAAUAGACUAUUUGUGCAAUUUUUACUCGAUUCCAGAAAAUGUUAAAAUCGUAAAUAGCAAAUAUUAUAGUUAAGGAUUGCUUUAUGGUAUAGAUCUUAGCUCUGCUGCUGUAAUUAAAUCCUUAGACCCUUAAAAAGGUGAAAAAGUUUUGGACCUCUGCUGUUGCCCAGGUAUGAAACUUUGUAAUAUUGCUGAUAUAAUCGGGGCUGAAGGAAAGGCUUUUGGUGUUGAUAUCAAUGAAACCAGAUUAAAUACUUGCAGAAGUAUUGUUAAGAAGUAUAAGCUUGAUCAUAUCAUAAAAUUAGAACUUGCAGAUGGUACGACAUAUAAUAAAGAGAGUUAAUUUGAUAGAGUUUUAGUUGAUGCAGAGUGUACUCAUGAUGGUUCUCUCAAACACUUAGCAAAGUUUAUUAAAAAUCAAAAAGCCGUGAUUGAAGAUAUGCAAAAUAAUGCAAAAGAAACUAUUGAUAAUAAUGAGUAGAAUUUAGAUAAAAAAUAAAAUAAUUUAGAUUUCAAAAGUAGUAAUAACAAAGAUGCAGAAAAUCCUUCAUGUUAGUUAGAUGAUGAUUAAGUUGAAUCUUUAAAUUAAACUGCUGAUAAAUAAGUAGAAUAGAAUAAUACAUGCAAUUAAGAAGAAACUAAUCAAAGUGUAGACACUUUAGACUCUCAGAUAAAAGAAAAUUAAAAGGUUCCUCAAUUAUAAAAAGAUAAAAAAUAGGGAACUGAAAAAAAGAUAAGCAAUAGGGAGUUAAAGCGUAGAAAAAAGUAGAUAGAAAAGAAUAAUAGUAAUAUAUACACCUAAAAAAAGGUUAAAAAAAACGAAUGGAGUAUGGAAGAUUUCUAAGAAAGAGUUUUAGAUCCAAUAAAAUUAUAAAAUAUUGUUGAUUUACAGAAAAAAUUAUUGACAAACGGUUUUAAAUUAUGUAAAGAGGGAGGCUAUAUAGUCUAUAGCACUUGCAGCUUUGCAAGAAACUAAAACGAAGAUGUUGUUGAAUGGUUUCUCAACGAAUUUAAAGACUAAGUUGAGUCAAUUCAUCCUUUCAACAAUGAUGUUUCUAACAUGCCUGCAUGUAAACCUGGAUUUAUUUAAAAUACUGUAAGAUUUGAUCCUUUUGUUAGUAAAAGUGGAGGAAUGUUUGUUUCAAAAUUCAUUAAAAAAUAGAAACAAUUAUAAAACUGA